ACUUCUCCGGCGAUGACUACACCACGAUGGUGGAUCCCAAUGCGGUGAUGCCAAUCAUCAGCAGUAUUUCAGCGAAUACGCGAUCACCGUCGCCAUCGCUGAAAGAAAGUCAUUUAACGUUUUCUCCGGCUAGUAUUAAACCAAACGGCAUUAGCGUGAAAACCGAGGUAGCGGCUGUAAAAAAAGAUCUGAUUAAGAAGUUAGACGACGGUAACAUCACUACAUUUAAAUUAGGCGAACGUCCUUCGAUUAAAAUCGACAAACCACAAACUAUUAAUGUUGUCAAUGCAGUCAUAAAUAGAAACGUAGGUACGCAACAUUUUAUCAAAAAGAGCGCGACAGGACCGAUUAUCAACACCAUCAAGAAAGUUACUCCGAUCAUCUCGAAGGGGAUUGUUAAAGACAAAACACCUUUACUUUCGUUUCGAAAUACAGUCGGUGGUAGGCAGAUAGCGAGUCCGGUGACAGUUGCGCAGUUGGCGAAUUUAGGCCAGGUGCGCACAAUCAGCACAGCGCCCGUAAACCACACGCGGAAACAACAGUUUAACAACAAUCGCAUUUUCGCUGAAGAUGUCAAACCCUUCCCGAAGCCGGCGUAUAGCUAUAGCUGUUUGAUUGCAAUGGCGUUGAAGAAUUCCAAAACAGGCAGUCUGCCUGUGUCUGAGAUUUACAACUUCAUGUGUCGCCAUUUUCCUUUCUUCAAAACAGCGCCAAAUGGCUGGAAGAAUUCGGUGCGGCACAAUUUAAGCCUGAAUAAAUGUUUCGAAAAGAUUGAGAAACCCGCGGUGAACGGUGCGCAGAGAAAGGGCUGCCUGUGGGCGAUGAACGAGUCGAAGAUCACCAAAAUGGACGAAGAGGUGCAGAAGUGGAGUAAGAAGGACCCGUCAGCGAUACGGCGCGCUAUGUCAAACCCGAGCAAUCUGGAGGCGCUGGAGCGAGGCGAAUUGAAAUUCUCCUGCAGUUACGAGAGCUAUGAAGAUAACUUUGGGGAUUCGUGUGGGAGUGCCGAGAGUGACGGGUCGGAAUAUGAGUCCGAGAUGGAUACGACUCCGACCACGAAGAUUAUUCACGCGCAGCCACAGUACAUUAAUAUUGCGAAUAUUAAGACGGAGCUUAAACAAGAGGUGGAUGAUGAAGAGGAUGAGGAGGAAGAGGAGGAGACUGAUGAGUUUGAUGUGGAGGUUGCCGAUUCAUUAUACGAUGAUGAAAUCGUAGAUGAUGAAGACUCGGAGAUCCUCCACAUGGAAAUGGCGCUUGCGCAGAAAGAGUUACUCGAGUAUGAUCCGUCGGUGCGGCGCCGGAAAAACAUCUACAUCAUACAGAACUAACGUUUGCCCUCCACGCCGUAAAGACUUCUUAAUUCUAUAAGAAAAUGCGCUAAGCAAGCAAACUAGUAGGAUUUGUUAAUUUGUAAGUUAAAUUAUUCGAUUGUCAUGCCAGCGGUGCGCCGCCACUGCUGCAGCCAUGUUGUUUUAAACAUGGCAGAGCGUGAAAGGGCGCGCCGGUGGCGUCGCAUUUUUUCUUUAAAAAAAAAAACGAAUAUAAAUAAGCGCCGCCCGCGAUCGCUUUGUGCAGGCGCCGCUUAUUUGCUGAAAUGCUGUGUAAACGAUGGUGAUAUAACAAUUUUGGUUUCUGUACAUAUAUUUCUAGCGCGUAAGGUUAGUUUGCCGAGCGGCCGCUAUUGCGGCGAUGACACUGCCAUCUUGUCGGCGCAAUGGCGGCCCGAACCUUUUCUCUCGGUGUCGAAGCAAUGUGAAAAACACUACUUUAAUUUAACUAUUCAGUUACUAUUUUUGAUUAUAUUUUACAUUUUACAUUUGUUUGCGUUUUGACGAUGCAUGGAACACUGAAACAAUCCACAUUCGGGACCAGAUUUGCGGAAGUCAGAAAAGUAUGAUAUUAAGUUUUAACCCGUUGACACUUGAUGACGACCACUGAAGUGGCAACGGGUUGACACACCAAAUUCGGUGCUGUGCCGAUGCCAAACACAUUUUGUCACAGAAGAAAAACACCUAAUUAGUUUUAAGGCAUUGUAUUUUCUAUUUUCACCGUGGACUGAUUAUAAUUAGUUAAUUAAGUUUGCUGUCGUCUUGAAGAUGAGAGAUGCAAACAUUUUAAACUAGCAGAAUGCGAGGUAUCUACAGGAAAAUAAAAAUUAGUGACUAUAAAAUAGAAGAGCGUCACUUGUAAAAUAUUAUAAAUGUAUCUAAUUUGUGCGUACAUUGCUGAACUACUUACUAAAAAAAAAACAAGAGCAAAUGUGCAGAGUGUGAAUGGUGAAAAAAUGUUUUGUAUUGUUUAGUUUUAUAUAUAGACGAUAAGUAGAGAGUAUAUAAGCAUAAGAUUUUGUAAUUUUACAUAACAAUUGUGAACACUGAGCGAAGGGGUAACACCGGUGCGUGAUGAAAGGGACGCGUAGGAAAUGUGAAACAAUAUUAGCUGUAACAUAAUGUGUACAAAAUUAAGUUACUUAAGAAUCUUUCCAUCUAUAUUUGGAUUGGGUGAUCCAUAUGUGACGUUGUGAAUAUGAGAAUAGCGGAAAACUCAAAAUGAAUAAAAAAUUUAAAGUUGUGAUUUUUUUGAUACUGAAUAA
Messenger RNA from Dalotia coriaria, 2593 nucleotides. RefSeq lists its product as uncharacterized. Gene Ontology annotation, molecular function: transcription cis-regulatory region binding; DNA-binding transcription factor activity, RNA polymerase II-specific. The record is from RefSeq and is a predicted model, not a curated record. Lineage: Eukaryota; Metazoa; Arthropoda; Insecta; Coleoptera; Staphylinidae. Gene Ontology annotation, biological process: regulation of transcription by RNA polymerase II.